Messenger RNA from Staurois parvus, 700 nucleotides. The record is from the annotation of a GenBank genome assembly. NCBI's taxonomy places the organism in Eukaryota, Metazoa, Chordata, Amphibia, Anura, Ranidae.
GCGGGCAUCGGGUCACCAGGCAUCAGGUCAUUUGGCUCGACAGCGGGGCACCGCGUCAUCUGGCAAGGCAGUGGGCUCCGAGUCAACUGGUAUGACCGCUGGCACUGGGUCAGACAUUGGAUCGUCUGGCUGGACAGCGGGCAUCGGGUCACCAGGCAUCAGGUCAUUUGGCUCGACAGCGGGCACCGCGUCAUCUGGCAAGGCAGUGGGCUCCGAGUCAACUGGUAUGACCGCGGGCACUGGGUCAGACAUUGGAUCGUCUGACUGGACAGCGGGCACUGGGUCACCAGGCAUCAGGUCAUUUGGCUCGACAGCGGGCACCGCGUCAUCUGGCAAGGCAGUGGGCUCCGAGUCAACUGGUAUGACCGCGGGCACUGGGUCAGACAUUGGAUCGUCUGACUGGACAGCGGGCAUCGGGUCACCAGGCAUCAGGUCAUUUGGCUCGACAGCGGGCACCGCGUCAUCUGGCAAGGCAGUGGGCUCCGAGUCAACAGGCACGACAGUGAGCACCGGGUCAUCAGGUACCGGAUUGUCUGGCUCGACAGCGGGCAUCGGGUCACCAGGCAUCAGGUCAUUUGGCUCGACAGCGGGCACCGGAUCAGGUACCGGAUCAUCUGGAUCAACAGCGGGCAUCGAGUCAACUGGCCUAAUAGGAUCGUCAGGCUGGAUCAGUUCAUCAUGCUGGGUAGAGGCAUCAGGC